AUGCCGCCCGGAGUUUACUGCCCAGUGGACUUCUGGGCCAAGGAGGAGAAUAAAAAAAUCUUGGUGGACUUCCUGCUCCCCACGGGCAUUUACCUCAACUUCCCCGUGCCGUGCAAUGCCAGUCUUGGAAACAUUAAGAAGUUACUAUGGGAGAAGGCGCAGCAGGAGCCGUUGUUCCACACACUGGGGUCCCCCGUCCUCCUAUGUCUUUACCUGCAUCAACCAGACAGCGGAACAGCAAGAGCUGGAGGAUGAACAAAGGCGACUUUGCGACAUUCAACCUUUCUUACCCGUCCUGAGGCUCGUGGCCAGGGAGGGUGACCGGGCCGAGAAGCUUCUGAACUCCCAAAUCAGCCUACUCAUUAACAAAGGUCUCCAUGAUUUCGACUCCUUAAAUGACACAGAGGUUAACGAUUUCCGCACCAAAAUGCGCCAGUUCUGUGAGCAGGUGGCAUUGCAGCGCCAACACAUGAGCUGGGAGAGCUGGAUGGAAUCCAAUUUCCCUCUGCAGCUGGAGCCGUCCACCACCCUGUUCAGCAAGCCUUUCUCCAGCAAGACCAUCAUGAUCAACGUUUAAAUUUGAAAAUAGUGAGGAACCAUUUCACCUACAAGUCUCUUCCCCGAGACCUCCCCAUCCUCUAGCUCGUCCGACUGGCUACACUACGGAAAAAGUUUCCAAUGUAUCUGGUCAGAAUCGCUGUCCGGUAGGCCUGAAAGAGUACUUUAUAACCCCCUUCAGAUAAACGGCAUGUUGGAAUACAUUUACGCAACUACCCUCCUCUGCCAGUUCAAAUACAUCAGCCCAUGUUUGUAGAAUCACUGGACUGCUCACCUUACCCCUCGUCACCCCAUCGCUUCCAUGUUACCUUGGACAACAGGGAGAUCCCACAAACCACCUAUAGUCCAAAAGCCGCAUUUCAAACCCCCUCCACUACCUACUAAAAAGCCGCAUCAGUGUCCUUUCCCUCUGGACCCUGGAGAAGCCAUUUUGUAUUUCAACUCUCUCCUACAGAAAAAAUGUUAACCUCGAUGAAGGUUCAAACUGCUGGUCUACUGUGGCCUCUAUCAUGGCAGUGAGCUCCUGUGCAAGACCGUGGCAAGUACUGAGGUGAACGCCUCUUCCGAGCCUCAGUGGCAGCAGAUUCUGGAGUUCGAAAUCAAUGUGUGCGACCUUCCUCGUAUGACGCGGCUCAGCCUGGCUCUUUAUGCCAUCGACAAGUCGAAGAAACCCAGGUCUACCAAGAAGAAGUCCAAAAAGCAGGAUUACCCCAUUGCAUGGGUGAACACCAUGCUGUUUGAUUACAAGGACAUGCUGAAGUGUGGCGAAUACUCACUCUGUAUGUGGUCAUCUUUUCCAGAUGAGAAGGCAGAAUUGCUGAAUCCGAUGGGAACCAUACAGUGUAAUCCCAAUACUGAGAGCGCAGCCACGUUGGUGAUCAGUUUCUUCAAUAUGUCUGACUAUUCCGUCUACUACCCCUCCAUUGAUAAGAUUCUUGAGCUGGGCCGUCUUGGAGAAGUAUCAAACGCCACUCAGGACGAGCGUCAACAGCUCCAGGAGAUCGUGGAACGGAAAGGCCAAGCUGAGCUGUACGAACACGAGAAAGAACUGGUCUGGAAGCUGCGUCAUGACAUUAGAGAUCGCCACCCCGAGGCUCUGCCAAAACUACUGCUCACCACCAAGUGGAACAAGCACGAGGACGUAGCGCAGAUGGUGUAUUUACUGCAGAAUUGGCCUGAGCUGCCUGUCCUCACUGCCUUGGAGUUGUUAGACUUCAACUAUCCCGAUCGAUGUGUGGGAAUGUUCACUAUGAACUGCCUGAGGAAACUCACGAACGAAGAACUGUGCCAAUAUCUGCUGCAGCUGGUUCAGGUUCUCAAGUAUGAAUCCUAUCUAGACUGUGAGCUGACUAUCUUCCUGCUGGAGAGAGCACUGAUCCACCGCAAGAUCGGCCACUUCUUGUUCUGGCACCUCCGAUCAGAGAUGCAUGUCCCCGCGGUUGCCCUGAGGUUCGGUCUUAUCCUUGAAGCAUAUUGUCGGGGCAGUCUCUACCAUAUGAAGGUUCUCAUGAAGCAGGGAGAAGCUCUGUCCAAACUAAAGGGUCUCAAUGAUUUUGUGAGGUCCAGUGUCCAAAAAACAAAUAAGGCCCAGGCCAAAGAAGCAAUGCACAUGUGUUUGAAACAGGAGACCUACCUGGAGCCGCUGUCCCACCUCUACUCUCCUCUGGACCCCAACCUCAUCCUGACAGAUGUUUGUGUGGAGCUUUGCACUUUCAUGGAAUCCAAGAUGAAGCCACUGUGGAUUGUAUACAAUAACGAACUAACAGGCGGAAAUCGUGUUGGCAUCAUCUUCAAGAAUGGAGACGAUCUCCGUCAGGAUAUGCUGACACUACAGAUGAUCCGGCUUAUGGAUGUUCUGUGGAAGAAGGAGGGGCUGGACCUCAGGGUCACACCGUACGGCUGCCUGUCGACGGGAGACAAGACCGGCCUCAUUGAAGUUGUCAUGCGUUCUGAUACAAUUGCCAACAUCCAGCGCAACAAGAGCAACAUGGCAGCUACUGCGGCCUUCAACAAGGAUGCACUUCUGAACUGGUUAAAGAGCAAGAAUCCAGGGGAUGCUCUGGAACAAGCCAUAGAGGAGUUCACACUGUCAUGUGCUGGCUACUGUGUAGCAACCUACGUCCUGGGCAUUGGGGACCGCCACAGCGACAAUAUCAUGAUACGGGAAAGCGGACAGCUCUUUCACAUAGAUUUUGGCCACUUUCUGGGUAAUUUUAAGACCAAGUUUGGCUUUAAACCGAGAGCGGGUCCCCUUCAUCCUUACGUACGAUUUUGUGCACGUCAUUCAGCAAGGGAAAACCAGCAACAGCGAGAAGUUUGA
Molecule: messenger RNA, 2878 nt
Organism: Staurois parvus
Lineage: Eukaryota; Metazoa; Chordata; Amphibia; Anura; Ranidae
Source: the annotation of a GenBank genome assembly